CCUCAACUUUUUCUCCAUCAAAACAAGAAACUCAAAAUGCAGCGGAUUCUCCGGAAAAACAUAAGAUUAUUCAGUGAUUUUGUGAGAAAUCGCAAUCCAGUCAAUGCAGAACUCAUUGGAGUAGCAAUAAAGCCCGAUGGGUACUAUUUGGAGAAGAAAAAAGAGCUCUUCCACAACACGCUUCACAUUGAACACACAAACACCACAGUUACAGCUAAAAUCAUCAAUCCCCACCGGCAAAUCACCGUCCUGAAAGUCUCAACGCAAGACUGGUCUCUCAAGAAACAUCUCUACAAACUAAAUGACACUGCAGCAUUUGUCCUCCUGGCAAAAGUUCUGGCCGAGAGAUGUCUUCAAGCUGGAGUCACAGAGCUAGCUCCUUCAUCUAGCAUAAAAUUCGGCAGUGAAUUUCCCAAACACAGCGCUUUCCUGGAGACAAUGACCAAAAAUGGAGUGUCCAUGAUUGAGAUAUAA
Molecule: messenger RNA, 474 nt
Organism: Phlebotomus papatasi
Lineage: Eukaryota; Metazoa; Arthropoda; Insecta; Diptera; Psychodidae
Gene: mRpL18
Product: 39S ribosomal protein L18, mitochondrial
Exons: 2
Coding region: 37-474 (145 amino acids)
Biological process (GO): translation
Cellular component (GO): ribosome
Molecular function (GO): structural constituent of ribosome
Source: RefSeq, a predicted model, not a curated record